Bathycoccus prasinos is the source of this 1146-nucleotide messenger RNA. RefSeq names its product phosphoribulokinase. The record is from RefSeq and is a predicted model, not a curated record. Gene Ontology annotation, biological process: carbohydrate metabolic process. Gene Ontology annotation, cellular component: cytoplasm. The coding region runs from base 1 to 1146 and encodes 381 amino acids. Gene Ontology annotation, molecular function: phosphoribulokinase activity; ATP binding. Lineage: Eukaryota; Viridiplantae; Chlorophyta; Mamiellophyceae; Mamiellales; Bathycoccaceae. The transcript is spliced from 2 exons.
AUGUCUGCCUUCUCCUUACAAUCAUCCGCGUUCGUUGGCGCCAAGGUUUCCGCGAAAUCUUCCGCGCGCAACCAAGUGAAAUCCAGAGCGUCGUUACGCGUGAACGCCAAGGCUGACGGACCAGUCAUCAUCGGCUUAGCCGCGGAUUCUGGAUGCGGUAAAUCCACGUUCAUGAGAAGAAUGACUUCUUUGUUCGGCGGUAAGGCUUCCCCGCCUGAGGGGGGCAACCCGGAUUCCAACACUUUGAUCUCGGACACUACCACCGUCUUGUGCUUGGAUGACUACCACUUGAACGACCGUCAAGGCCGUAAGGAAUCUGGCUUGACCGCGCUCAACUUGAAAGAGCAAAACUUUGACUUGAUGCACGAACAAGUCAAAGCCUUGAAGGAAGGCAAAACGGUCCAAAAGCCGAUCUACAACCACGUGACUGGCGUUUUUGACCCGGCUGAAGAGAUCGUCUCCCCGAAAGUUUUGAUUUUGGAAGGCUUGCACCCGUUCGCCGACGACCGCGUCAGAAACUUCUACGAUUUCAAAAUCUACUUAGACAUCUCCGACGACGUCAAGUUCGCGUGGAAGAUCCAAAGAGACAUGGCCGAACGUGGUCACUCCUUGGAGUCCAUCAAGGCGUCCAUUGAAGCCCGUAAGCCGGAUUUCGAUGCCUUUGUUGACCCGCAAAAGAAGUUCGCGGAUGUCGUCAUCCAAGUCUUGCCGACGCAAUUGAUCCCGGAUGACAACGAAGGUAAAAUCUUGAGAGUGCGCAUGAUCAUGAAGGAAGGCGUCAAGUUCUUUGACACCCCGUACUUGUUCGACGAAGGUUCCACGAUCUCUUGGAUCCCGUGCGGCCGCAAGUUGACGUGCUCGUACCCGGGCAUCAAGUUCUUCUACGGCCCGGACACUUUCUACGGAGAAGAAGUCUCCGUCUUAGAGAUGGACGGUCAGUUUGACAAGUUGGAGGAGUUGAUCUACGUUGAAUCCUUGUUGUCCAACACUUCCACCAAGUUCUACGGUGAAUUGACGCAACAAAUGUUGAAAUACCAAAACGGCCCGGGCUCCAACAACGGUACCGGUUUCUUCCAAACUUUGGUUGGCUUGAAGGUGAGAGAGCUCUACGAGAAGAUUUCGGAGACGGAAGUUGUCGCGAAGUAA